Dacryopinax primogenitus is the source of this 693-nucleotide messenger RNA. RefSeq lists its product as uncharacterized. NCBI's taxonomy places the organism in Eukaryota, Fungi, Basidiomycota, Dacrymycetes, Dacrymycetales, Dacrymycetaceae. The record is from RefSeq and is a predicted model, not a curated record. The transcript has 5 exons. The annotation marks the transcript as partial.
AGCCCACCGACCCAGUCAAUUUCCGAGGUCGAAAUCGAUCUGUGCAAAGCGCUAUCGACAAAGGAGGGUGUUGCUGAAGGCGAUCAGUGUCCGUCGGGCACAAGAGUGUGCUUGAGAACGACCAACCAGAAGGAUGGGGUCCCAGAUCGGAUAACGCGUGUCGUGCCGAUAGCUGGCGACAUUUCGACCGACGCAUACAAAUCCUCGCUGAACGCGGAGUUUACUGGCGAACCCCUCGUCCUUACUCUACAUGGGCCCGCAUACCCACCUGCCCCUCAUGAUCCGUCCAUUCCUCAGAGCCUCGCUAUUACUUUCGGUUGUUCCGAUUCCGAGCAUGCGCCUACGUACUCUAAGUAUGACGAAAGCAAAGGCGUGCUGUAUCUAGACUGGAGUUCUAAGGCCGGAUGCGCGCAGAAGGGAGCAGUUGAGCCUCCUCCGGACGAUGUGAAUGGUGGACCGCGGAGAGGGUGGAGUGGGGUUGGAUGGUUCUUCUUUUUAUUGUUCAUUAUCAUCAUCGGAUACUUCGGAGUGGGAGCAUAUUACAACUAUACGCAGUACGGUGCCUCUGGCUGGGAUCUCUUACCUCACCGAGACUUCUGGAGGGACCUUCCUUACCUGCUGCGCGACAUUACGAGCCACUUAUGUUCGACGAUACGACCAGGCGGGAGCCGAGGAGGGUAUACCAGUGUUUGA